Echinococcus granulosus is the source of this 1140-nucleotide messenger RNA. RefSeq names its product Erlin-1. Gene Ontology annotation, molecular function: ubiquitin protein ligase binding; cholesterol binding. The transcript has 6 exons. Bases 1 to 1140 code for a protein of 379 amino acids. NCBI's taxonomy places the organism in Eukaryota, Metazoa, Platyhelminthes, Cestoda, Cyclophyllidea, Taeniidae. The record is from RefSeq and is a predicted model, not a curated record. Gene Ontology annotation, cellular component: endoplasmic reticulum; endoplasmic reticulum membrane. Gene Ontology annotation, biological process: SREBP signaling pathway.
AUGUCAAAUCCUCAUGUGGCCUUUUCGUAUCUUACGCUCGCAUUGAUAACUUGGGUGCUUAUACUUUCUGCCUCAAUCCACAAAAUUGAAGAAGGGCACGUUGGUGUCUAUUAUCGUGGCGGCGCCCUGUUAAAAGAGACAAGUCCACCUGGCUUUCAUCUCAUGAUUCCACUCAUUACCACCUUUAAGGCUGUUCAGACCACUCUUCAAACUGAUGAGGUCAAAAACGUACCCUGUGGAACGAGUGGUGGUGUUGUAAUCUACUUUGACAGAAUUGAGGUGGUUAAUUUGCUUUCAGCGGAAAGCGCCUACGAAAUAGUGAAGAACUACAGUGCUGAAUAUGAUAAAACUCUAAUCUACAACAAGGUUCAUCACGAGCUGAACCAGUUUUGCAGCAGUCACACCCUUCAGGAGGUGUAUAUCGACCUCUUUGACCAGAUUGACGAAAACCUAAAGAAAGCACUUCAGGAGGAUCUCAACGUGAUGGCGCCUGGCCUCUUCAUUCAGGCGGUGCGUGUAACCAAACCCAAGAUCCCCGAGAACAUCCGACGCAACUACGAGUCCAUGGAGGCUGAGAAGACGAAGCUACUGAUCGCCGAGCAGCGCCAGCGUGUUGUAGAGAAGGAAGCCGAAACAGAGCGUCGAAGAGCUGUCAUUGAAGCGGAACAGGCCGCAGAGGUGGCAGCCAUUGAGUGGCGCAUGCGAUUGUCGGCGAAGGAGAACGAGCAAGCAAUCGCUGCCAUCGAGGAUGGCAUUCGAGCGUCAAGGGCACGUGCAGAUGCAGAUGCCGAGUUCUACCGAGCCUCAAGACAGGCAGAGGCCGAUGCGCUGCGCUUGACACCGCGGUAUUUGGAGCUAGAACGCUACCGGGCAAUGGCGAAUAACGCCAAGGUCUACUUUGCGUCACUCAGUGGGCAAAAUCCGUUCCUCCCGUCUCCCACUGAAAGUCCUCCAGCCGCGAAGUCUAAUAGUGACCCCCUCGCUGCCUUGUUUGACAAUGUGAGCAGUUUGAAGAGUGUAGGCGGUGGGAUGCUUGCCAAUUUGCUCAACUCAGUUCUCACUUCUGAUGAAGGGAGCGGAUUAGUAGAUGGGAGUGGAGGAUUGAAUGCCAGCACGAUACUGAACGAGGAGGAACCGUGA